This is a messenger RNA of Thlaspi arvense, 507 nucleotides long. NCBI's taxonomy places the organism in Eukaryota, Viridiplantae, Streptophyta, Magnoliopsida, Brassicales, Brassicaceae. The record is from the annotation of a GenBank genome assembly.
AUGGACCUGUGCAUAUUCAACACAAAAAUACCUCAAAGCACGAUUCCGGAGAAGGAAGAAGAAACAAACACAAAGGAGAAAGAAAGAGAGAGGAUGGAGAAACAACUACAUGAAACCGUGGAGGCUGCUCACGUCGAACGAGGCAUCCGAGAGUCAUCGCCGGAAAAAAAGAAGGAAAAAUCCCAUAAGCAUAGAAGCAUAUUCCACCUCCACCAUCACUCAAAGGACGAGAAAGAGGAAGACAAGAAGAAGAAGAAAGAAGGAUCAAAGAGAGAGAAGAUGGCUGCAGCGAUGGUUGGUCUCGGAGCCACCCUCAAUAAGAUGAAGCAUAAGGGCCACAACGGAGGAGGUGGAAAAGAGGAAGGAGGAGGAGCGGAGGAGGGAGGAGAAGAAGAGGAGGAGGAAGAGGAAGAAGAAGAAGACGAAGGAGAUGAUGGUGGGGAUGAAGAAGAGGGAGGCAAGUUUAGUGCUUUCAUUUCGAUGAUCGCUGAAGCCUUUGAAGAGUAA